This is a messenger RNA of Drosophila serrata, 2445 nucleotides long. RefSeq names its product hedgehog signaling protein (gene hh). Gene Ontology annotation, molecular function: patched binding; calcium ion binding. Lineage: Eukaryota; Metazoa; Arthropoda; Insecta; Diptera; Drosophilidae. The record is from RefSeq and is a predicted model, not a curated record. Gene Ontology annotation, biological process: multicellular organism development; smoothened signaling pathway; cell-cell signaling.
AAUACACAAAAAACCGGAACAUUAUUAAUUUACAAGCAAUAAAGCGAAACGAACAACAAAACCGAAGAAAGGCAACGGAAAAAAGUGAACAAUGAGCGGAGGAAGGCAACGGCAGCAGCAGGAGGAGCAGGGACAGGAGCGGCUAACAAGCCACAAGAGUCGAGUAGUGCAAGUGUUAAGAGAAAUUGCAGUCGAGGAUGCCUCUUGGCCAACACACACACACACACACCAGCGCAUCCAAUUGGCAUCGCAACAUCAUGGAUACAUCAUCAUACAAAACCAUCUCAACAUCUGGUGGAUGCGAGGAGUACAUAGCAAACUCAAAGAUACCCGAAGACACCCAUACAGGUCUCCCAGUAUUCGAGAGUGUGUGUGUGUGUGUCUGCUUGGUUGUACGGUUGUCCCGCUCUCUCACACGAGCAGCAUAAAUGAACAUAAAAUGAACACCCGAAGCGAUCACUGAAAUACCAAUGAAGCCCGCCACUCACACAGACGCAGCGGGAGUGAACUCGGCGCAAACGAGUGUGCGUGAGCAGAGGCCUAGCAGGGCACCCUCUCGUUGCCGCACUCGUUGCCUUCGUGCGCCUUUUCGUAUCCGCACUCGUACUCGUACUCACAGAUACUCCGCUCGGAAAUGUCAUUUGUCAAUCACUGUGCGAGCGCAACGGUUGUUCCGAGAGCUAGCUGUUGAGACUUGAGUUCAGUUGAGUCUCCGUCUCCGUACCGUGCCGCAGAUGAAGAAUCGAUAAUAAAAGCCUCGUGCCGCAGUGUCUCGCAGUGUGCCAAAAGUGAAGUGCUAAAUAACCAAAUAGAAAAUCAAGCGAGAGAAACAGCAAACAGCAAAAGCGAAACCCAAUUCAAGCCAAUCCCAUUAAAAUCCAAAUCCAAACACAUAUCAAUCAUGGAUAACAGCGACUGUGUGCCUUGGGCCAGUGCCGCCAGUGUCACCUGUCUCUCGCUAGACGCCAAAUGCCACAGUUCCAGCUCCGACUCCAGUUCCAGCAGCAGCAGCAGCAGCAGCAGUAGCUUCCCGGCUCCCGAAUCGCAAAAUAUGCGCCACAUUGCGCAUACGCAGCGUUGCGCCAGCAGGCUGACCACUCUGCUGGCCGUCCUGCUCCUCGUUCUGCCGCUGAGCUUCACUCCAGCCCACAGCUGUGGUCCUGGCCGGGGAUUGGGACGUCGCCGGGAGCGUAACCUCUACCCGCUGGUGCUGAAACAGACCAUUCCCAAUCUCUCCGAGUAUCAGAAUGGUGCCUCUGGGCCUCUCGAGGGUGAGAUCCGGCGGGAUUCGCCCAAGUUUAAGGAUCUGGUGCCAAACUACAAUCGGGAUAUACUGUUCCGCGAUGAGGAGGGCACCGGUGCGGAUCGCUUGAUGAGCAAGCGCUGCAAGGAGAAGCUGAAUGUGCUGGCCUACUCCGUGAUGAACGAGUGGCCGGGCGUCCGUCUCCUGGUCACCGAGAGCUGGGAUGAGGAUAACCAGCAUGGCCAGGAAUCGCUGCACUACGAGGGCCGAGCCGUAACCAUUGCCACCUCGGAUCGGGAUCAGGCCAAAUACGGCAUGUUGGCCCGCCUGGCCGUGGAGGCGGGCUUCGACUGGGUCUCCUAUGUCAGCCGGCGUCACAUCUACUGCUCCGUGAAGUCAGAUUCCUCCAUCAGCUCCCAUGUUCAUGGCUGCUUCACUCCCGAGAGCACGGCGCUGCUGGAGAGCGGUGUCCAGAAGCCGCUCGGCGAGCUCUCCAUCGGAGAUCGCGUCCUGAGCAUGGCUUCCAAUGGACAGCCCGUCUUCAGUGAGGUGAUUCUCUUCAUGGACCGCAACCUGGAGCAGAUGCAGAACUUCGUCCAGCUCCACACGGACGGCGGAGCGGUGCUGACGGUAACGCCUGCGCAUCUGGUAAGCGUGUGGCAGUCAGAGCACCAGCAGCUGGCCUUUGUCUUUGCGGAUCGCGUCAAGGAGCAAAACUAUGUCCUGGUUCGGGAUGCGGCAACUGGCGAACUGAAGCCUCAGCGCGUCAUCCAAGUGACCAGUGUGCGUAGCAAAGGCGUGGUCGCUCCACUUACCCGCGAGGGAACGAUUGUGGUCAACUCGGUGGCCGCCAGCUGCUACGCGGUGAUCAACAGCCAGUCGCUGGCCCACUGGGGCCUGGCUCCCAUGCGUCUCCUCUCCACACUGGAGGCCUGGCUGCCCGCCAAGGAGCAGCUGCGCAGCUCUCCAGCCAAGACAAAGGCGGAGGCGAACGUCACAGCAAAGAAUGUGUCGCAGGCGGAGCGACAGAACGGCAUCCAUUGGUAUGCCAAUGCCCUGUACAAGGUCAAGGACUACGUGCUGCCACAGAGCUGGCGCCACGAUUGAGGAUAGCCACCUAGCGAUCCUGCGAGGGGCGCUCUAAUUGUAUUAUAUCUUGUAGUUAUGUAUAUGCCUAAUGAUCGAUGUACUUCAAUGUUGAA